AUGCCCACUGUGUUAUUGACAAUUGUUGAAAUGGUUGCUAUAUUUCAACAUCGAUCAAUUUGUUUGUUGAGUCAUGAGGGUGAUGCUGCGAUGGCAGAACUGAAAAUGUUUGACUUUAAUUCCAUUAGCCGAGAUGUCAAUCAAAUGUUGAGUAUUGAAGGAUUUGAUGGUGUGGGGUAUUUUGGCCAGAGGUGCUGCAGUACUAUUCCGCUAAUUUGCAGUUUAGCUCGUGUUGUGGGCGGUGGAUCACAAAAUGCUAACGAGGCCUACCAUUCGUUAUUAUGGACUAUGGUUCCAAAACACCGCUAUUGUUCAUCAACCACGCUUCGUAUUGGAUUGGGAUUAUCUACUAUUAUUUAUAACGAAGGAUACGAAGUAUUGAAUAAAAUAUUUAAAAGCAUAUUCUUGUCUGUGGGCUAUUAUUUCACUGAAUGUCUUCGCAGACUUGAUGUCUUAAGAAAUUCUCGUACUUCGAAAACUAAAAACAAGCAUUCACAACGUGCAAAAGCAACAACAACUGUUGCCGCAAGCACUGCUUCAACUGAAACUGAUAAUGAAAUUACAUAUGCCCUAAACGAAGAAAACUUGGAUUUCAGUGUAAACGAUAUUGCAUUGGAACUCGAUGGUAUUGUGUUAGAACAAUCGGAUGAUGAUAUUACUGAUACAUAUGAAGCAGGUGGUGAUGAUUAA
Messenger RNA from Didymodactylos carnosus, 690 nucleotides. Lineage: Eukaryota; Metazoa; Rotifera; Eurotatoria; Philodinida; Philodinidae. The record is from the annotation of a GenBank genome assembly.